This is a messenger RNA of Cicer arietinum (chickpea), 1863 nucleotides long. Its product is annotated as syntaxin-71. NCBI's taxonomy places the organism in Eukaryota, Viridiplantae, Streptophyta, Magnoliopsida, Fabales, Fabaceae. The record is from RefSeq and is a predicted model, not a curated record.
AUUAAUUCUUGUUACAUUAACAAUUUAAUCUUCUAUUUUCACAUGAAAAAUAUUGUCUCAAAUAUUGCACACACCUCUAUUUGAUGUUUGUAGACUUUAGGUAAUACUAUAUUCUUAGGAGUUGAGAAAAAAAGAAAAAUGGUUGGUAGUGUUCAUAGUUGUUCCUCCAGGCUGGACAAUGUUCAUAGUAACAGAGGACCGAAUUUUGAUCCCAAAGUAACAUUAACAGCAUGAGCAUCAUCGACAUUCUAACCCGAGUUGAUUCAAUUUGUCUAAAGUACGACAGAUACGACGUCGUUAAGCAAGAUGAUUCCACUAACUCCGCCGAUGACGCUUUCGUCAAACUCUACGCCGUCGUCGACGCAAACAUCGAUGCCGCUAUUCAGAAAGCAGAAACCGCUUCCAAGGAGAAAAAUAGGGCUUCAACUGUAGCGAUCAAUGCUGAGAUUCGUCGCACUAAGGCUAGGUUACUGGACGAGAUCCCUAAGUUGCAGAGAUUGGCCAUAAAAAAGGAAAAUGGGCUUUCGUCGCAAGAAUUGGCGGUCCGUAAUGAUUUGGUUCUUGCAUUGCCGGAGAGGAUCCAAGCAAUCCCAGAUGGGACCCCUGCCACACCCAAACAAACUGGAGGUUGGGGAGCUUCUGCCUCACGUCCUGAAAUUAAAUUUGAUUCAGAUGGUCGAUUCGAUGAUGGGUACUUUCAACAAACUGAAGAAUCAAGUGGGUUUAGGCAGGAGUAUAAAAUGCGUAAAAUGAAACAGGAUUAAGGUUUGGAUGUGAUCGCAGAAGGAUUAGAUACUUUGAACAUGGCACACGAUAUGAACGAGGAAAUGGAUAGGCAAGUUCCACUGAUGGAUGAGAUUGAUACUUAGGCAUCCUCUGAUCUUAAGAAUACCAAUGUUAGACUUAAAGACACAAUUAUUCAGCUUCGAUCCAGUCGAAACUUUUGCAUCGAUAUUGUUUUGUUGAUUAUAAUUUUGGGAAUUGCUGCAUAUUAGUAAGGCUCCUUUCUCUCUUCUAGAACUCGAAAAAUAUGCCAAAACCUCUCCUUUCUUGUUGAUUUCUAGUCCAGUUCGUAUUCUAUUACUGCCACAUGUUCUUCUUUUCUACUUGAAAAUUGGAAAUGUGGGUGUGUGUACGAAUCUGCUUAAUUGUGAAAAACUAAAGGUCCAUGUUUAACUUUUUUUCCCUCUUAAGACUUUAAAAUGUCAAACUUCAUUUAGUGGCUUUAAGCUGUAUCUGAAGUUAGAAAUUAGGCGAGUGAUUUCUUAACCAAAGCAUUAAUGUCUUUGUUAGGUUGGUUUACUGGCUACAGACAUAAAAAAAAUUAAUGAGAGGGAUUAUAAAUCUACUGAUUUGUUAGCCUUUUGGGUUAUCUAUGUAUUCUCCAUGUCUUACCUCGUAUUCUCUCUUUUAAAUACUUAAAAUAAAAGUUAAAACUGCUGUAUGAAUCUGUUUUCAAAUGCAAUGUUGUUGAAAUACAGUGUCAUGUUUACACUUGAGAUAUGGAUCUUAUUAUCAAUUUGAGGCAUUGUUAAUGAAAUCUUCAAACUUCUGAAGUGGGCAAGUGGUAGCUUUUUGUCUCUUUCGCGUGGUAUGACCUUUAAUAUUAUAGCAUGUUCUAGGUGGUGCUUACUAUUACCAGUCUAGUCUUGUAUGUUUCGUUUUUGCUUUGAGAAAUAUGAAAUAUCAUUCUGACUUGCUGUGCUUUUGUUGCAGCGUGCUAAAGAAAUGAUAUGACAUACAAGGCUAUUGUAUUUAUUCUUUUGGCUUACAAGUAUUUCUUGUAUUUUCUUGAGAAUAUCGUCUGAUUUUUAUAAAAAAAUAUAUUGGUGUGAAGCUGUGAAUUUUUCCUUCCACUUGAGA